CCAAACUCUUCCUUUACUUACAACACUUAAGGCUCUUGUACCGUAUUGUGGCUACGAGAGAAGAGUCAAUUUUCUAUAUUCACAGGUUGUUUUCGUGCCUUUCUAGCUAAAAAUUUCUUAAAAAAUUUCUUUUUUUCUAUAGAAACGCGUUUAAGGUUUUCGAUCUAUUAAGAUAUAUUUUUGGCUCAAUUUAUAUUGUACUUGUUUAUUCUGUAUACCUUUAGAAACAGGAAUUACAGGACCAGGGAUAAUCUGAAUUGGAAUUUAUAAAUUGAAAUUGCUUUGAUUUGGAUUGCUACAAAAAUUCUGAACGAAGAAGAAAUAAAUUUGGAAUAGUGAAAAGCAUUCUUUGAAACAUUAUGUCUGAUGCAUAUGAAGAAGAGCAAGAAUUUUUCGAAGAAGAGGAAGAUUUUGACGAAGAAGCCUUUGAAGGCACAGAUUUAGAGGAAGAGUUCGACGCAGAUAAUGUUGCUAUCGAUGACUAUGGGUUUACGGUGGAAAAAAAGAGACGGAAGGCAUACGACGUAGACUAUAAGGUGGCUAGUCCUACUGAUCUUCAGUCCUGGCAAAAUGAAAAAAUAGAACAAUUGACGUCUAUUAUUGGUUUAACAAGAGAGCAAGCAUUGGGUUUAUAUCGCUAUUUCAAAUGGAAUCGAGAAAAAUUACUAGAAAUGUACGUUGAUGACCCUGAGAAAACCCUUCAUAAAGCUGGUGUUGUGCAGAGUGAUGAGAAAAAACAUGAAGUUGUACAAAAAGAGGGUACGUGUUCAAUUUGUUUCGAUGAUGGUAAACUUCCUUUUUUCAGUGCAGAUUGCGACCACGACUUUUGUUUGUCUUGUUAUCAGCAUUAUCUCGUUUCAAGGAUUCAAGAAGGAGAAACCAUGAUUCAAUGCCCUGAAGAAGGGUGCAGCCAGAUUAUUUCACAACAAUCAAUUCUGAAGCUUUUGGAUGAAAAAUCACGCAUUCAAUAUUGUAGAUUGCUGGAUCGCUCUUUUGUUGACGAUAAUGAUUUGUUUCGUUGGUGUCCAGCACCCGAUUGUCCUUAUGCCAUCGAGUGUCAUGUUGCGCAAAGCAGUUUAAAUACGGUUGUGCCGACAGUAACGUGCCUUUGCGGAAAACAAUUUUGCUUUGGUUGCGGUCGGGAUAAUCAUCAACCUGCAAUAUGCCCACUUGUCAAGGUAUGGUUACAGAAAUGCGAGGACGAUUCUGAGACUGCCAAUUGGAUUCACGCCAACACGAAGGAAUGUCCAAAAUGCUCAACCACAAUAGAAAAAAAUGGUGGAUGUAACCAUAUGACAUGCAAGAAAUGCAAAUAUGAAUAUUGUUGGGUAUGUUUGGGUCCAUGGAGUGAACACGGUACAAAUUGGUAUUCAUGCAACCGCUACGAGGAAAAAAGUGGGUCAAAUGCUAGAGACGCGCAAACUCGUUCUCGGGCAUUCCUUGAAAGAUAUUUGCAUUAUUAUAAUCGAUUUGCAAAUCACGAACAGUCUGCUAAACUUGAUCAUCAGUUAUAUGACCAAACCUAUCACCGCAUGACUCAGAUGCAGGUGGACUCAAAUUUAUCAUGGGUAGAAGUACAAUUUUUAAAGAAUGCUGUGGAUACCUUGUUUGAAUGUCGACAGACCUUGAAGUGGACGUACGCCUUUGCAUAUUAUCUUGUGAGAAACAAUCAAACCGAAAUUUUCGAAGACAAUCAGCGUGACUUAGAGCUUGCUGUAGAAAACUUGAGUGAGCUAUGUGAGAGUCCUGCUUUUGAUAAGACACUGCAAUCCUAUAAGCAAAAGGUUUUGGACCGAACGGUGUAUGUACGAAGUCGCCGAGAUGUAUUGUUGGACGAUACGGCAAGAGGACUGGCAGAAGGCCGAUGGGAAUACGUUGUGGACUUCUAAUGUAUUACCGUAGUAACAAAAAAAAAUAAGAAAGAAUAAUCCCUCUUUUGUAGUUGUUAAUGUUU
Messenger RNA from Schizosaccharomyces octosporus yFS286, 1954 nucleotides. RefSeq names its product ariadne. Lineage: Eukaryota; Fungi; Ascomycota; Schizosaccharomycetes; Schizosaccharomycetales; Schizosaccharomycetaceae. Gene Ontology annotation, biological process: ubiquitin-dependent protein catabolic process; positive regulation of proteasomal ubiquitin-dependent protein catabolic process; protein polyubiquitination. The transcript has a single exon. Gene Ontology annotation, cellular component: cytoplasm; ubiquitin ligase complex. Bases 360 to 1889 code for a protein of 509 amino acids. The record is from RefSeq and is a predicted model, not a curated record. Gene Ontology annotation, molecular function: ubiquitin protein ligase activity; ubiquitin conjugating enzyme binding; zinc ion binding.